This is a messenger RNA of Mesorhabditis spiculigera, 2232 nucleotides long. NCBI's taxonomy places the organism in Eukaryota, Metazoa, Nematoda, Chromadorea, Rhabditida, Rhabditidae. The record is from the annotation of a GenBank genome assembly.
AUGGCCUCCUCACGCGGCAGGCAAGCCCGCGGGUUCGGCAGCGCCGGCAACGACAGCACGUCCGCCUCGCUCUUCGACGCCGUUUUCUCGAAACCACCUCCAAGACGCGCGCCCCGUCCGUUUCCGGUUGAUGAGGACAAUGCACUGCCCUCGGUCGUCUCGGAUGCUCCGUCUUCAUCAGCUUCUUCCAAUCCGCCGGCAGAGCAGAAAAUGAUGUCCCCGCCGGUUAGCUUGCCGGAAUCCACGUCGACGGAUGGAGGCGAUAUGAACAUUGACAAUUCCCCGGCUUCCGGAUCCGGUGAUGCUUCUGAUGAUGACGUGACGAUGGACGGGGAGGAGGUGAAAGCACGCCCUGGAAAACACCCCCGGGUCGACGACUUCGAUUUCGGCGAAGACGAGGAGGAAAUCGUGCAACCACCCGCUCCGAAACGUGCAAAAUCGCCCGAAGAACCAGCGCUCGCUCGCAUUUUGCCGAAAAAAGAAGCACGCCCAGUCUACCGUCACGUGUGGUCGGCUGGCGACGGCUCAGAUGAAGAAGCUGAAAAGCCCGUCGAGACUUCGCGCCAGCAACCGGCUCCGGUGCCAACGACUGCUCCGACCGGAUUAUUCGGAAGGACAGCUGUCCCAAUCUACAAACAACGCGUGCGAAACGUCAAAGACGCGCAUCAAUGCCUGGAGAUCGGAGAGCAGGAUCACUACAAGCAAGAUCUCACCUACAUCCUCACUUCGUUGGGCGACCCCAAGGCCACUGUGAAUACGAAAUGUUUGAGCGCCAUCUCACUCGCCAAGAAAUGCACAGCCUCCGAUUUCCGCCAAUUCAUCCGAACGAAGGGGCUGAUCGGCUCGAUUUUCCGCGCCCUACUUGAUGCGCCGUCAGAUCCGAACUUUGCCCUCUGCGCGGCCACGCUCGUCUAUCUGAUGUGCCGGGACCAGAUUUCCGUGAAAGUCGAUGCAAACACGCUGCGCUUGAUGGUCUCGCUGCUCAAAAUCGAGCAAGUGCCCCGCGAUGCGACGAACGCCAAGUACCACGCACAGAUCUGCGACAUCUUCAAGACGUACGUGAAAAAUAACGAGCUCGCCGGCCAGAAGAUGGUCUUCAACUUUGACGAUAACGAGAUCACGCCCUCGAGCCUGACCCUUGAAGCGCUCGUCUACGCGUUGGCCCGAAACAGCGAAGAGGCCGUGAAAACCGAGCUGCUGAACCUCGGGACGAUGCAGUGGCUCGUGGCAACUGUCGAGAAGCUCGUCAGGCGCAUCUCCGGCGAAGAGCUCUCGGACGCGGCCGCUCAGAAGCUUCUCCAGCCGCUGGAGCGUUGUUUCCGCAUCCUGGAGACGUGCACCGUCCACCACAAGAAGAACCAGGCCUUCCUGGUCAGCCAUCGCGGUUCGGUGCUGCUACAUGCAUGCGCAAAAUUCCUCGAAUACCAGCACAAAGUCAUCGCCAGCCACCCGCCAAAUUCCGAGUUCACCACGUCGCAGAUUGGCUACCUCACGAUUCUGGCGCGCGUGUUGAUGAAUUUGAGUCACGAGAACGAACUCUGCUGCACGAAACUCGGCCAAAUCGAGGGCUUCCUCCAGCGCUGCCUCAUCUCCUUCACCUACCUCGCCCCCAAAUUCGCCUCCGAGGAGAAGAAAUUUGACGUCCACGUCAUGAUGCCGUCCCUCCUCGUCAACCUCGUCGAGCGCUGCGCCUCCAAUCGGCGCAAGAUCAUCGCCAACAAGGUCGAAAUCUUCGAUGUCGUCGCCAAGACCGAGUGCGAGCUGCCCGUUCUGGAGGCGCUGACAAAGUUGUUCCUGGCGCACGAGGAGGCGGCAAAAGCCGUCGACGAGGAUCUCGACAACGAUCUGAUGAUGGAGGAGCCGGACGUGAACGAGGAAGAGCCCGACGAAGACGAGGAUGGCGCCCGAACCGACGGCCGCCUCGACCGAAACCAGCUGGAGGACAUGACCGAGCACGAGAUGCUGCAGCACGUCGAGGUGGCGAUGAACAAGGCGUCGGCCCAUAUGGAAGACAGCGUCAUCGCCUCCUACAUGGCCCUGCUUGUUGGCUGUUUGUUGCAACAGAAUGAGGACGCCGCAGCCCGCGUGCGCGAAAUGCUGCCGAACGGCCGCCUCGACUCGAUGAUCGAGCAGCUCAAUCGAUUCCUGGAAUUUAUGAAGAUUGUGAGUACGAAAAAGAGCAGCCACUCGAUCGGGAAGAUCGUCGAGUACAUGGAGCGCAUGAAUGCCGAA